GGUAGCGGAAGUCGCUGCCGCUGUUUUGAAAUCAGACCGCCGGAAUCUUCCAAGCUCCUACCCUCGGCGAGGCCGGCAGCUGCCCAGGGUCAGCCGGCCACGCUGACGCCUACUCUCCGGCCCUGCUGACCUGACCUCGCAGCCGGGCCAUGUCCACCCCUCCGUUAGCGGCGUCGGGGAUGGCGCCCGGCCCUUUCGCCGGGCCCCAGGCUCAGCAGGCCGCCCGGGAGGUCAACACGGCAUCGCUCUGCCGGAUCGGGCAGGAGACGGUCCAGGACAUCGUGUACCGCACCAUGGAGAUCUUCCAGCUCCUGAGGAACAUGCAGCUGCCAAAUGGUGUCACUUAUCAUACUGGAACCUAUCAAGACCGGUUAGCAAAGCUCCAGGAUCACCUUCGCCAACUUUCCAUCCUCUUCAGGAAGCUGAGAUUGGUCUACGACAAAUGCAAUGAAAACUGCGGAGGGAUGGAUCCUAUCCCAGUGGAGCAACUUAUUCCAUAUGUGGAAGAAGAUGGCUCGAAGAAUGACGAUCGGGCUGGCCCACCUCGUUUUGCCAGUGAAGAGAGGCGAGAAAUUGCUGAAGUAAAUAAAAAACUCAAACAGAAGAAUCAACAGCUGAAGCAAAUUAUGGAUCAAUUACGAAAUCUCAUCUGGGAUAUAAAUGCCAUGUUAGCAAUGAGGAACUAAACUGAUAUUUAAAUUUCCGGCUUUACACAUGUUACACCAUUUUUUUCCCCUCAAGUAUUUUUUUUUUCCUUUGAAGGAGAUUAUUUAUCUGCUGUUAUUCUAGUCACUAGAAUUAAAGUUCCUAUUUUUUACAUUGUGGUUUUACAUUAAAGUAUUCACUGGGGAUUUUUUUUAAGCUAUUGAUUCUGUGAAAGAUUAUUGUAAUAAACUUUGGUAGGGUUUAUUUUUGGUUAAUUUUCAUGAAUAAUUCUUUUUUAAAAACAAGUUUUAUAAAUUUCUAAAUUUGAUCAGUGGUUGUUCUGUUCAUUUCAUUACCCUUUUAGGGAAAAAGUUUUAAACAUUUUUGCAGAUGAAAAUAUCAAGUACAGUCAAUCAGUGGUACAAAUUAGAAUUAAACAUGUAAGUUACCAUUUCAGCUUAAUUUUUUAAAUUUAGUUUGAGUCUCAAACAAUUUAAAAUGAGAAAACAGGUACCUUGUAUACUGCUUUAAGUAGAUGAAAAUUAAAAUUACUUUUAUUGUGUUUUCAA
Camelus dromedarius (Arabian camel) is the source of this 1214-nucleotide messenger RNA. It is a transcript of the gene MED30, whose product is annotated as mediator complex subunit 30. The transcript has 4 exons. Gene Ontology annotation, molecular function: transcription coregulator activity. Gene Ontology annotation, cellular component: mediator complex. Bases 150 to 686 code for a protein of 178 amino acids. NCBI's taxonomy places the organism in Eukaryota, Metazoa, Chordata, Mammalia, Artiodactyla, Camelidae. The record is from RefSeq and is a predicted model, not a curated record. Gene Ontology annotation, biological process: positive regulation of DNA-templated transcription.